AUGCAAAAAAUAAUUAGAAAAUUAUUUGAAGUUGAGGGGGAAGACGAAGAAACUGACAAUAGAGAAAAUGAUGAUGGAGAAUGCAUGGAGACAAUAUCAGGAGAAGAAAUGUAUGGCAAAAAAGAAACUGAUGAGGAAAACAUGCAGCUGCAGCCAAUGGAUGAGUACUGCGAUGAUAAUACAUCGACAAUGGUACACCACUUGCUCUCACGAAUAAUUCAGGCUUCGUUAGGAGAUGAAGACGAGAGUAUGCAACGGGACAUACUGCGAGAGGUGGUGUCUAACCUGCCAAUUGGCGGCAGUCGAGAGGAAUUGCGUGCUGGAAUUGAAAGAAGUAUUGAAAACAUUAUCGCAUCAUGGCCACAACAAGAUGACCCUGAAAAUGUUGAAGCAAUGUGUCAAACCAUCCGGGAGAUAAUUAACGAAAUUGUAUUUCGAUUGGACAGUGAGACAAAGAUAUUAAGGAUAAACCAUGAAGAACCGCAGCGAAUUGUAAGGAAAUUGCUGCACGAUAUCGGAAUAGACAAAGAUGCUGGGAUAGACGUUACUAUGCUUCAAGAUGUGUUAGUUGAACUAUUGGCAGAAGAAGACGGAGUAACUGCUGCAACAAAUCACCUCUUGAGCAAUCUCCCAGACAACACUAGCGACGAUGAGAAACAGGGUGUACGAGAACAUUCCACCAAAGUGUUCACAGAUAUUUCUCAACUGAUUGCACAAUCCCAGGUGUCGGCCGACGAACUUGAACACCUAGAAUCGACAGUGGAGGUAAAACAUGACGAGAGCAAGCUUCCAGAACAAACUACGGAGCUAGAUACUGAACGGACUGAAGCUUCGCUACCAACAGUAGAGAUAACUGGACAGGAAUCUCAAGAAAGAAGAGAAUCGACCCAGAAGGAAUCAGAAUCUGAAUCAAAUGAAUGA
Diprion similis is the source of this 921-nucleotide messenger RNA. RefSeq lists its product as uncharacterized. The transcript is spliced from 6 exons. The record is from RefSeq and is a predicted model, not a curated record. Lineage: Eukaryota; Metazoa; Arthropoda; Insecta; Hymenoptera; Diprionidae. The coding region runs from base 1 to 921 and encodes 306 amino acids.